Sphaeroforma arctica JP610 is the source of this 1075-nucleotide messenger RNA. RefSeq lists its product as hypothetical. The transcript has 7 exons. Gene Ontology annotation, molecular function: peptidyl-proline dioxygenase activity; L-ascorbic acid binding; ferrous iron binding. The record is from RefSeq and is a predicted model, not a curated record. Gene Ontology annotation, biological process: cellular response to hypoxia. The coding region runs from base 70 to 1059 and encodes 329 amino acids. Lineage: Eukaryota; Ichthyosporea; Ichthyophonida.
GACAGGGUUCGUUCCGAGUACGUAUCUAAAUACUUUACAAAGAGUCAUACAAGCAUAGCAAUAUUAAAAAUGUCAUCAGAAGCAACUCCAAUCUCGGAAACUAAUAUAUCAGAACGUAUUUAUCAGCUGUCGAACCUGGCAGCGACUGAUGCUCCCUUAAGGUUUGGUGAGGGUGAUGCAAAAAGGGUCAGUGACAUUGGUAGCGGCUUGGAUGGCGACUUUGACUAUGACUAUGAGGGACAGGAAGAGGAUGAGGAAGAAGAGAUUGUCGAGAUGAGCGAAGCUGAGUUAAUUGCAAUGCUUGACGGAGAGCGAGAUCCGUUAAGUGUGUGCCAGCAAUUAUUUGUGAAGUCGUAUGAGGACAAACUAGACGCCGCUGCCGAUUUGAAGUAUCUUUCCAAGAGCCAAAUACAGGAGUUGUACAACGAGGGGUACUUUACCAUGGAUUGGGACGCAUCGCUUGUGGCGGCGACAAGAGUGGAGAUUAUGGACUUGAUAAACACACAGCAGAUCAAACUCGAGCCCGCGGGACAUCAACCAGGCACUGUAGACAGUACAUCGGACGAUGAGAAUGUUGAAUCGAGUGGCGCAUUCUGCGCAAGCUUCGACAGCCGAGCGAGAGGGGACAGCAUAUCAUUCCUCAAAGUGGACGAGUCGCCUGUCCAUGACACUGAAAACUUGAGCCAAAUGAUAGCCCUGUACAAGAACAUCCAGCGCGAUCUGAAGAACGUUAUCAAUCUCAAACACGAGUCAGCCGAGUAUCAGCUGGCGCUGUAUCCUGGGAGAGGUACUCACUAUGAGAAGCACCGCGACGCUCUGCCGGACGACGGCUCUGAAUGGGACCAACGGAGGGUGACCAUUAUCUGCUAUCUAAAUAGCGAAUGGAAGGAGGCGGAUGGUGGUCAUCUCCGCAUAUACAAACCCCCCAUGACGGGUGGUGACCAGGUGGAGAUAGAACCACAGGCCGGUCGGGUGAUAGUAUUCCUAAGUGGCGCUAUUGACCACGAGGUUAUGCCGUCAUAUGCAGAGAGGUUGGCGUUGACAGCCUGGUGCCAAUAACUUGACAUGAAUAAAC